GUGUUUUAUUUCCGAGGAAGCAUUCCCUUCGACUUGGGAGGUGUCGAUAUCGCUUCGUGGCUUCAUCGGAGGAAAGGGCCAAGUCACGUUCAACGGUUCGGGAGCUUCGGGUGUGAAUUUUACCUCCUGGCGACCAACUUGAAACAGGAACCCAGAAGUUGCCCCAAAGAGAUGACUUCUUAUAGUAAUUACCCGCUUAGAGUCAGUAUCUCUUCUGGAGUCCCGAUACACCAUGUCCCAGCGGUCUUAUGAGGUGGUCGAAGGAUUUUUCAUGCAAGAAGGUGGCGCUCGUUACGGUCUAGGCGAGGUACUUCCUCCUCGAUUCGGGCUGAUAGAUCGUUCCGAUGGUCGAUGGAAGACGUUCAGGCAAAAGAUCGGUCAGCUUAAUACGUCCUCUCCCGCCAGUACGCAGUACAAGGUGUUUUUCGUGGGCAGACACGGUGAAGGCUUUCACAACGUAGCCGAGGCGAAGUACGGCACAGAGGAAUGGAACAACUAUUGGUCGAAGGAAAACGGCGAUGGAGAAUUGAUCUGGGGACCGGACCCGGAAUUGACGACGCUUGGCAAGGAUCAGGCAAAAGCGGUCCAUGACGCAUGGAAGCAAGAACGUAAAUUCGGCAUUCCCAUUCCGGAGAAGCUCUACUGCAGCCCUCUGACACGAGCUAUCCAUACAAACAAGAUAUCAUUCGACUCCAUUAUACCUCAAUCACAGCGAACUAUGAUUAUCGAGAAUCUUAGAGAAACAACGGGCGUCCAUACCUGUGAUAAGCGAAGAACGCGCACUUACAUCGAACAAACUUUCCCUGACUUCGACAUCGAAAAGGAGCUCAUAGAAGAAGACACACUCUGGGACCCUGAAGUGAGGGAAACCCACGCAGAAAUCGAUGCCCGAAUGAGACGCGUACUGGACAUGAUUUUUGGUAAGGACCAGGAACAAUUCAUCUCGUUCACUGCCCAUGGGGGCAUCGUUAGCGCAGUGCUGCGGGUCAUGAACCACAGACAAUACAUUUUACCAACCGGAGGGGUUAUACCGAUCGUUGUUAAGUCGUCUAUUUCUUAGAAUUACUUAAAGAACUCUUUGUUCGAUACGUUGGGGAUGUUACACAGUAGUCGGAGAAGCGGUGGAACCCUGACAUCGCCUUUGUCCUGCUAGAUCUGAAACGCAUUGUUUACAAGCUUACGUGUAUAUUUAAAUCGUGCGAGCUUCCACGUGUGACUCCAU
Messenger RNA from Suillus subaureus, 1222 nucleotides. Its product is annotated as histidine phosphatase superfamily. The transcript has 11 exons. The coding region runs from base 233 to 1060 and encodes 275 amino acids. NCBI's taxonomy places the organism in Eukaryota, Fungi, Basidiomycota, Agaricomycetes, Boletales, Suillaceae. Gene Ontology annotation, molecular function: phosphatase activity. The record is from RefSeq and is a predicted model, not a curated record. Gene Ontology annotation, cellular component: cytoplasm.